Jatropha curcas is the source of this 1899-nucleotide messenger RNA. Its product is annotated as Tetratricopeptide repeat (TPR)-like superfamily protein. NCBI's taxonomy places the organism in Eukaryota, Viridiplantae, Streptophyta, Magnoliopsida, Malpighiales, Euphorbiaceae. Gene Ontology annotation, molecular function: histone binding. The record is from RefSeq and is a predicted model, not a curated record. Gene Ontology annotation, cellular component: nucleoplasm. Gene Ontology annotation, biological process: CENP-A containing chromatin assembly; DNA replication-dependent chromatin assembly.
UUUAUCCAAUUUUUUCCGCCAGAAAACAGGGUUUUGAAGCGCCAAAUUAAAUACACCAAAAUCAUUUCCCUCUCACAUUUUCAUAUUCUAAAAUCGAGAAUUCAACAAUGGCGGAAGAAGAAGCUGUGAUAUCUGAAUCAUCAGUGACAAUGACUGAAGAAACCCUCGUUGAGGCCCCAAGCGUAGCGGAAGCCCAACCUUCGAAUGAAGCCACUAUCGAAUCGAACGCGCUGGGCGGCACCGAGUCCACUUGCAACAAUAUCAACAGCAACGAAGAAGCUCCGGCUAUGACUUCCGAUGAUGAUAAAGACAAAUCGCUAGAGUUAGCUGCCGAGUUGACGGAGAGAGGAACAAAAGCCCUCAAGGAAAGUGAUUAUGGCGAGGCCGCCGAGUGUUUCAGCCGUGCCCUAGAAAUCAGGGUUGCACACUAUGGUGAACUUGCCUUUGAAUGUCUGAACGCAUACUACCAAUAUGGACGUGUACUUUUGUACAAAGCUCAAGAGGAGGCUGAUCCAUUAGCUACAGUACCCAAGAAGGAUGAUGAAUCUAAACAAGACUCUGAUAGAGAUGGAUCUGUUAAAAGUGCAAUAAAUGGAGAAUCCUCGAUUGCUUCUGUUUCGAGUAGUGCUGAUGAGGACAGGACUGAUGCCAAUCAUCAAGGAGCAACAAAUGAUGCUUCUGGUGGAAAAGAUCAGGAAGAAGGUGAUGAGGAUAGUGAAGAUGAAGACAUAGCAGAAGCUGACGAGGAUGAGUCUGACCUUGACUUGGCAUGGAAAAUGCUAGAUGUUGCCAGGGCAAUUGCUGAAAAACACUCAGGCGACACGAUGGACAAAGUGGAUGUGCUAUCAGCAUUGGCGGAAGUUGCUUUGGAAAGAGAGGAUAUUGAAACAUCUCUCAGCGAUUACCAGAAAGCCCUAUCCAUUUUAGAACGACUUGUUGAACCAGACAGUAGACAUUUAGCAGAACUAAAUUUUCGCAUAUGUUUGUGCUUGGAGAUUGGAUCUAGGCCUCAGGAAGCAAUAGCAUAUUGCCAGAAAGCUAUAUCAAUUUGCAAGUCCAGGCUACAGCGGCUCACAAAUGAAGUAAAGAGUUCCUCCGAAUCUGCAAUAUCAUCUGCAGUUUCUGAAUUAGAUGAAGGUGUCCAACAGUCAUCCAAUACCUUGCAGAGUGAUAAAUCUGUGACGGAUAAAGAAUCAGAGAUUGAGACACUUACUGGCUUGUCUGGAGAGCUAGAAAAGAAGCUCGAAGAUCUUCAACAGCUGGCCUUAAACCCAAAAUCAAUUCUUUCUGAAAUCCUGGGAAUGGUAUCUGCCAAGGCAAAAGGUGGAGAGGAUAGUGCUGCUCCAGCUGUUGUGAAUUCUUCACAGAUGGCUACUGCUAACAGCAAUGGAGGCUUUGACUCUCCAACUGUUUCCACUGCCCACACGAAUGGGGCUGCAGUCACUCAUCUUGGUGUUGUGGGAAGAGGAGUUAAGCGAGUGUUGAUGAAUACAGGCUCAGCUGAAUCAAGCCCAAUGAAGAAAACUGAAUUGGAUUCUUCAGCAGAUAAAGAUGGCAAUUCAAAUUAAUCAUUCCCAUCUAAAGGUCCAUCCUUUGGCAUGUGUAGUCCAAACCAGUAAGUUCCAGUCUUGUAUUCUGCCAUCAAAAUAUUGACACAGGGAAUCUUUAUAAGCUGCUUUAUUGGCUGUGACUUGGACUUGUGCCUGGUCCAGGAUUCUGUUGUAUGAUGGAAGUUCUAGUACUUAUGUCUAUUAUGCAUUCUGCAACAUGAGUUGGAAAACAAUAUUUCUACAGCCUCUUGUAACAUCUUUGCAAAGAUUUCAGUUGUUCUGAACUUGUCACUUCACUUGUUAAUCUUGGAGAAAACAACCUUUUUAAGCCAUAGUGCUGCAUCUGAAA